Thlaspi arvense is the source of this 981-nucleotide messenger RNA. NCBI's taxonomy places the organism in Eukaryota, Viridiplantae, Streptophyta, Magnoliopsida, Brassicales, Brassicaceae. The record is from the annotation of a GenBank genome assembly.
AACAAAAACCACACGAAAGUAACAAGAGAGAGAAUUAGGGAAAAAAAACAAAUAAAUGACUCACAUAACCCACCGUUCAACCACCUACCCUCUCUUCUAAUAUCUCCACUUCUUCUUUAUAUUUCGUUUAAAAUUAUUUAUAUCUUCCAAAAGUGUCUCCAGUCUCCACAACAUUAUACUAGUUCCUCCUCUUCAUAUUUGAAGAAAACACAAAACUAUUUGUCUGUAGAAUUCUAUAAUUUUGUGGUUAAAUGGCAAGCCAGGAAGUCGUGGUGGCCGGAGGGGAGAGAGAAGGGGCCGAGAUCGUGUACGGAGCUGAGGAGUGUUACAAGCAAUCGGUGGAGCUUCUACAGGAGCUAGGGUUCCCAAAAGGAGUGAUGCCUUUGAAGAAUCUCGUGGAGUGUGGAAGAGUUAGAUCCACGGGUUUCGUGUGGAUGAAGCAAGACACUCCUUACGAGCAUUUCUUCGAAGCCACCAACACUCGCGUUUCUUACGGUCUCGAGGUCACCGCCUAUGUCGACAAGUGCUGUAUGAAGAAGAUGACAGGAGUGAAGAGUAAGCAGAUGUUUUUGUGGGUACCGAUUGUUGAGAUGAGUAUGGAGGAGCCAAAGAGCAAGAAGAUUUACUUUAAGACUCCUAUGGGACUCGGCAAGUCUUUUGACGUUACCGCAUUCAUGGACGAGGAAGAGAAACGCAACUUUGACUUGGAGAAUCCCAAGAAAUGAAAUUAAAAUGAUGAAAAAUAAAAAAUAACCCCAUUUUUAAUAAUCAUUAAUAGGUUCUUCUUAUGAUUAUUAUUAUGUCUUGGGUUGCUUUUGUUUUUGUUUUCCUAUUUUUACCAUUGUAAGGUUGCUUCUACGCCAUUGCGCUGAAUUUUUAUUUCAAUAAUUAUAAAGUGAAGGAUAACUUAUAAUUGAAAUCGAUAAAGUAAAUGUUUCGAAGAUUAGAUAAUAACUCGGAACUAUUUUUUUCUGAGUGGAC